Messenger RNA from Epinephelus moara (kelp grouper), 3408 nucleotides. RefSeq names its product calpain 3a, (p94) (gene capn3a). Gene Ontology annotation, cellular component: cytoplasm. Gene Ontology annotation, biological process: proteolysis; negative regulation of apoptotic process. Gene Ontology annotation, molecular function: calcium-dependent cysteine-type endopeptidase activity; calcium ion binding. NCBI's taxonomy places the organism in Eukaryota, Metazoa, Chordata, Actinopteri, Perciformes, Serranidae. The record is from RefSeq and is a predicted model, not a curated record. Bases 280 to 2421 code for a protein of 713 amino acids. The transcript has 21 exons.
CAAUGGGAGAGCAACGAAUAGACGUUUAUGUCAUGUGUGAGUUUCUGUGCAUACGUGUGUGUAUGUGCAUGGUAAUGCAAAGGUGAAUGCAUGUGGAGUCUUUCACUGCGAGCUUUUGCAUCUGCUCUGUGACGAAGGGGAGGGGGACGUCACACAAAGAAAGAGCCAAUCAGACAUUAGCUGUUUGGAUUUAUGCCAGGGUUUUUAGGCUUGUAAGACUUUAGUACAAGUGGCAAAAGCCAGUUUAAAAAAAAAAAAAAAAGAGUCAGCUGAGACGAGAUGCCCUAUACACCGUCUGGCUUUUUCUGUGACCGGUUGAUCCGGGAACGAGAGAGGAGAGACGGGGAAGGGUCUCUGAACAAGCCCCUCCGCUUCAACGGCCAGGACUUCAGCUCCCUGAGACAGGAGUGUCUCCAGAGGAAGAGCCUGUUCGAGGAUGAAUCUUUCCCGGCCACCGUGGAGUCUUUGGGCUUCAAGGAGCUCGGACACAAGUCCAACAAGGUCAAGAACAUCGUCUGGAAGAGGCCCAAGGAAAUCUGUGAGAAUCCUCAGUUCAUUGUUGGAGGAGCCAGUAGGACAGACAUCUGCCAGGGAGACCUCGGUGACUGCUGGUUGCUGGCCGCCAUCGCCUGUCUGACCUUGAAUGAGAAGCUUCUGUACCGUGUGGUUCCCCAGGAGCAGAGCUUCUCUGAGGGCUAUGGAGGCAUCUUCCACUUCCAGUUCUGGCGUUACGGCGACUGGGUCGAUGUCGUCAUUGACGACCGCAUCCCAACCUUCAACAACCAGCUGGUCUUCACCAAGUCUGCCGAGAGGAACGAGUUCUGGAGCGCCCUGCUGGAGAAGGCCUACGCCAAGCUGCACGGCUCCUACGAGGCCCUGAAGGGUGGAAACACCACCGAGGCCAUGGAGGAUUUCACCGGUGGAGUCACUGAGUUCUACGAGAUGAAGGAAGCUCCAAAAGAGCUCUACAAGAUCAUGAAGAAAGCUCUGGAGAGAGGCUCCCUCAUGGGCUGCUCCAUCGAUUCCCUGGUUCCUGCUCGCUUUGAGACUCGUACUGUGACGGGACUCGUGAAGGGUCACGCCUACUCUGUGACGGCUGUGGAGGAGUGCAAAUCGUCUCAGCACAAGGAGUCUAAGGUUCGUCUGGUGCGUCUCAGGAACCCGUGGGGUCAAGUGGAGUGGAACGGUCCCUGGAGUGACAACUCCAAGGAGUGGGUCACUCUGUCUAAGGCUGAAAAAGAGAAGCUGCAGCACCAGAGUGCCGAGGAUGGAGAGUUCUGGAUGUCAUUCGAGGACUUCAAGAAGAACUACACUAAGAUCGAGAUCUGUAACCUCACCCCUGACGCCCUGGAGGACGAUAAGAUUCACAAGUGGACGGUUUCUGUGAACGAGGGUCGCUGGGUGAGAGGCUGCUCCGCUGGUGGCUGCAGGAACUACCCAGACACUUUCUGGACCAACCCUCAGUACCGCCUUCGUCUGCUGGAGGAGGACGACGACCCCGAGGACAAUGAAGUGGGCUGCACCUUCGUGGUGGCUCUGAUGCAGAAGAACAGGCGGAAAGAGCGCAAGAUGGGAGCCAACCUCUUCACCAUCGGAUUCGCCAUUUAUGAGGUGCCAAAGGAGAUGCACGGGAACAAGCAGCACAUGCAGAAGGACUUCUUCCUGUUCAACUCCUCCAAAGCCCGCUGCAAGUCCUACAUCAACCUGCGCGAGGUGACCCAGCGUUUCCGCCUGACCCCCGGGGAGUACGUCAUCGUCCCCUCCACAUACGAGCCGCACCAGGAGGGAGAGUUCAUCCUGCGAGUCUUCUCUGAAAAGAAGAACACCUCAGAGGAGAUAGAGAACAGGAUCGAGGCCGAUCAUCCAGUGCCGGCGCCGGCCUCAGCGGGGGAAGAGAGCGAGGAGGACCAGCAGUUCAGAACUAUUUUUCAGGAGAUAGCCGGUGAUGACAUGGAAAUCACAGCCAACGAACUGAAGAACGUUCUCAACAGAGUGAUCACCAAACACAAGGACCUGAACACAGAGGGCUUCAGCCUGGAGAGCUGCAGGAGCAUGAUUGCUCUGAUGGACAUGGACGGGACAGGUAGACUCAACCUUCAGGAGUUCAGACAUCUGUGGAAUAAGAUCAAGCAGUGGCAGGGAAUCUUUAAGCACUAUAACGCUGAUCAGACCGGCAGCAUCAACAGUUACGAGAUGAGGAAUGCUGUCAAUGACGCAGGCUUCCGUCUCAACAACCAGCUGUACGACAUCAUCACCAUGCGCUACGCAAACGAGAACAUGAACAUCGACUUCGACAGCUUCAUCAGCUGUCUGGUCCGGCUCGAAGCCAUGUUCAGGGCGUUCCAGGCCUUCGAUCAGGAUGGAGAUGGUACGAUCAGACUCAGUGUCCUGGAGUGGCUCCAGUUGACCAUGUACGCCUAGACAGGCCCAUCUUCCUCCAGGUGAGCUCCACUCCACACGAGGACCAGACCUGCCAGCCUUUACCUCAAUAUUCAGUGUGCCCGAUCGUCGUUAGCUCUCAUCCACCUCACCUCCAGCCUCCCCUCCCUCCUCAGCUCUGCUCUUUCUACUCUGAGAUGUUCAACAUGCUUCUUCAACUUCAUCUUUUCUUCCUCUUUCUGGGUCUCAGGCUUUCUGCAUUUCUUUCUCUGCUCUCGUCUUUUCAUUAUCAUCGAAAUAUCAGUCUCUCCUUUCAGCCAUUAGCCUGUUUUUUUUUUUUGUUUUUUUUUUUUUCUUCCAAAGUCACUUGUCCCGUACUUUUUCUCAGGCAUCAAACACACACAACCUCUUUUUUUCUGUCACAAUACCUCACAGAGCUCCUUCUACAGUACCACCCUCCCACGUCAUCUUCUUCUACUGUUAUCACACUGAGCAGCAAGGCCGUUCUUCCUGUAUUCACCCCAGUGAACUGGGCUCUCUGGUGGACAGUGAAUAAACUUGUGAAUCACUCCUUCACCUGUUAUAUUUCUGAUACCCCCCCCACCCCCACCCCCACCCCACCCAGUUUCUUUCCAGGCACCACCCUGUUUUUAAUCACUUAUUUUUGUCAAUAAAACUCCUGCUGGACUUUUUGUGGACCUCAACAAUCAGUCACACUUCACCCUCCCUGGUGACUGUGCUGGGUACGAGCCAUCUAGCGCUCCCUGGUGGACAAACUCAGGCUUCUCCACGACGACUGUCCCGUCUUUCAGCUCUUCAUGUGGAUGGAGGAGAUUCAAGAACAAAACUGAGGAGCCGACGAGUUUUUACUUUAACGCCGACGUUCAAGGUUAUAAAAUAUAUGGAUUUGAAAGAAUAUGGCUAAUGGGUUGGACUGCAGCUUUUUGUGAUUUUUUUCCUACUAAGGCUUUGGUCAAUGAGUGUACUGCAUUUUUAACCAUUUUAACCAAAUAAAUAAAUAAAUGUGUA